AUGUCCAAUCACCAUAUCACGGUGGAUAGCGCUGAACAUGCAGGCUACAGAAAUGGACCAAUUCAACUAUCUGCACCGCAAGCUCAAGUGCAGGUUAACCUUUCCAUACCAUCCAACAUCGUGAAUGGUAAUCUUGCAUCCGGCGCCGUGAUUGUGCUACAGCCGAUUACCUCUGGUGCACAUGAAGCGCGACCAGUGGCCUUCGAUACGGACCCAACUGCCAUUCCGCCUACAUCCAUCAGGAAGCAAUCAGAAUAUCCCACGUCAUCUGGCGGCUUGGGCGAUAUCUGGAGGUGUUCAAGGAUGAUCGAUUCAACCUCUACUGAGGUUGCUGUCAAAGCUAUUAGGAUUACGGACGUACGCAAUAAAGAAGCCGUUCAAAAAGCGAAGAAGAGACUUCGCCGCGAAGUAGCCGUGUGGGCCAGACUGAGGCAUGCGCAUGUUCUCACUCUUCACGGAACGGUUUCCGGUUUUGGACAAUUGCCUGCUCUUGUUUCCGAAUGGAUGCAUAACGGGGCACUUGAUAGCUACCUGGAGCGUACGAGCCUCACUAUGGGACAGAAACUAAAACUGCUGAAACAGGUAGUGGAUGGGUUGAGAUAUCUUCACGAACAGAAAGUAAUUCACGGGGACCUGACCAGUACAAAUGUUGUAAUCGACCACGACGGCAAUGCAUUUUUGGCAGAUUUUGGUCUCUCAGUAGCUCUCGCAGAGGCUGACAGAUCGUACUACAACUCUCAUUCGAGUGGCGCUGUCCGGUGGAUAGCGCCCGAAUUGCUCGGCUCAUCGGAACCACAAAACACUCCAGAUGGCAGUGACAGCGAUGUCGAUCUGCCAAAACCGAACAGUCAGAGCGAUGUAUUUUCGCUCGGUUGUAUCAUGCUCCAUGUCUUCUCGGGCAGACUGCCCUUCUGGUGGCUUAAAAAAGUUCAACAUAUAUUCAGUGCUCAGCUCAAUCGUACAGAGCCAUAUCGGCUCGAAUCUAGUGUGACCGUUAGCCAGCAGCAUUUGGAUUUCAUGCGCAGAUGUUGGUCAGCCGAGCCUCAAGUUCGUCCUUCCACUGGGGAUGCUGCUUCCUUUGUGGAAGAAGAGCUAGCCAGUGUUCCUUCUCACUAGUUCAGCGCUCGAUAUAUGUUAUGGUACGCUUUGGAUAUAGAUUGCGGUUGUAGCUCACCUAUAUAUAAAGUAUCUCGAUGAUCGUUGGUUAAUAUACUACUUAUUUUGAGUCUUAUUAUAUCACCGAGCACA
Molecule: messenger RNA, 1248 nt
Organism: Suillus fuscotomentosus
Lineage: Eukaryota; Fungi; Basidiomycota; Agaricomycetes; Boletales; Suillaceae
Product: kinase-like domain-containing protein
Exons: 9
Coding region: 1-1116 (371 amino acids)
Biological process (GO): protein phosphorylation
Molecular function (GO): ATP binding; protein kinase activity
Source: RefSeq, a predicted model, not a curated record